UCGUUUCGCGCAACCUGCUGGGAGUUGUAGUCCCGGACCCGGGGGUGCCUGGGAGGCGGGAGGGGGGGUUGGAGUUUCUCAGCGCCGAUUCCGCGGGAAGGGCCCAGGGGCCUCACACUUCGAAUCGCGGGAGCUGCGGGUCUUACUGGGAGAGACGCUGCACGUGGAGCCCGCGCCCCUGCUGUUCUUAGCCGGCUCUGGAGCGCGGGUGGGGGCCACGGGGCCGAUUCCGGAGCGGGACUGAACUUUUGAAAUACUCCAACCAUGACUAAAAGAGAAGCAGAGGAGCUAAUAGAAAUUGAGAUUGAUGGGACAGAGAAACCAGAGUGCACAGAAGAAAGUAUUGUAGAACAAGCCUACACCCCAGCUGAAUGUGUAAGCCAGGCUAUAGACAUCAAUGAGCCAAUAGGCAAUUUAAAGAAACUACUAGAACCAAGACUGCAGUGUUCUUUGGAUGCUCAUGAAAUUUGCCUGCAAGAUAUCCAGCUGGAUCCGGAACGAAGUUUAUUUGACCAAGGAGUAAAAACAGAUGGAACUGUACAACUUAGUGUACAGGUAAUUUCUUACCAAGGAAUUGAACCUAAGCUAAACAUCCUUGAAAUUGUUAAACCUGCGGAAACAGUUGAAGUAGUCAUUGAUCCAGAUGCCCAUCAUGCGGAAGCAGAAGCACAUCUUGUUGAGGAAGCUCAAGUAAUAACUCUUGAUGGCACAAAACACAUUACAACUAUUUCAGACGAAACCUCAGAACAAGUGACAAGAUGGGCUGCCGCUCUGGAAGGUUAUAGGAAAGAGCAAGAACGCCUUGGGAUACCUUAUGAUCCUAUACAGUGGUCCACAGACCAAGUCCUACAUUGGGUGGUUUGGGUAAUGAAGGAAUUCAGCAUGACUGAUAUAGACCUGACCACACUCAACAUUUCUGGAAGAGAAUUAUGCAGUCUCAACCAAGAAGAUUUUUUUCAGCGAGUGCCUCGGGGAGAAAUUCUAUGGAGUCAUCUGGAACUUCUUCGAAAAUAUGUGUUGGCAAGCCAGGAACAACAGAUGAAUGAGAUAGUUACAAUUGAUCAGCCUGUGCAAAUUAUUCCAGCAUCAGUGCAGUCUGCUACACCAACUACUAUUAAAGUUAUAAAUAGUAGUGCAAAGGCAGCUAAAGUACAAAGAGCUCCAAGGAUUUCAGGAGAAGAUAGAAGUUCACCUGGGAACAGAACAGGAAACAAUGGUCAAAUCCAACUGUGGCAGUUUUUGCUAGAACUUCUUACUGACAAGGAUGCUCGAGACUGCAUUUCUUGGGUCGGUGAUGAAGGCGAGUUUAAGCUAAAUCAGCCUGAACUAGUUGCACAAAAAUGGGGACAACGUAAAAAUAAGCCUACAAUGAACUAUGAGAAACUCAGUCGUGCAUUAAGGUAUUAUUAUGAUGGGGACAUGAUUUGUAAAGUUCAAGGCAAGAGAUUUGUGUACAAGUUUGUCUGUGACUUGAAGACUCUUAUUGGAUACAGUGCAGCAGAGUUGAACCGUUUGGUCACAGAAUGUGAACAGAAGAAACUUGCAAAGAUGCAGCUCCACGGGAUUGCCCAGCCGGUCACAGCAGUAGCCCUGGCCACUGCUUCCCUGCAGACGGAAAAGGAGAAUUGAGCCCAGGAUCUUCUGGGAGCCCGAGGUCUUUCUUAAAUAUUAGAGCAAGUAUUGCUCUUACCUUUAUUACUGAAUUUGAAUCUUCUUUUAUUUCUAGACUGUACAAUCUGAUGCAUGAUUUUUUUAUAAAUAUUUCAUACUCUUGUGAAUUUGGAUCUUUUUACUUUGAGCAUAUAUUUUAGAAUAUGUGUAUGUUAAGGAUCACCACAAUGUCUUCAGCACGAAGUCAGGUUCAUUGUGGGAUAGUUUGUUAACAGUCAGGAAAGCUAAACUGGUCAGUAUUAAUGUCUAGCCCUACCAAAAAUAGCCAGUAGCAUCUGAGGAUGAAAAAUAAAUGAAGUAUCUCCAGGAAACAGUCUGGCUUAACUAUUUUUGAAAAUAUAACUGUUUCCCCUCUCUGCUGCUUUAGAUGUUGCUUUACAUAGAACCAGAAAAUGGAAUUUUUCAUAGCUAAAGCAUGUGUGCCUGUUUCAUCUAAUCAAGCAGAGCUAAAAUAUUCAUAUCAAAUAAAAUUAUAAUAUUAAUAAAUUACUAAACUGAGAGUAUCAAGUUAUUAAAAUAAUUUAUAUAUUUGCAAGCAAAGGACAAUACGAAGUCGACUGGCAGAAGAACAUUGCUGCAGAAGGAGAUCCAGGUUGAAAUCUGGCUUAACUCAAGCUAAUUUUAAGGAUUUUCUGUAUAGAUUAUUCAUAAUAUCAGGCCAAGAAUUUAAAUUAUUUUAAGAGAGGCAUUUAAUUCUAAUAAACCAGCUAUUAACAAAAAUUCUGAAAUGAUCUCUGUUUUUCCCGUCAGAGAUUUAAAAAACUGAAAAGGUAUACCUCAGCCAGAAAAUAAAAGUUUGGUUUA
This is a messenger RNA of Callorhinus ursinus (northern fur seal), 2475 nucleotides long. It is a transcript of the gene GABPA, whose product is annotated as GA binding protein transcription factor subunit alpha. The record is from RefSeq and is a predicted model, not a curated record. Lineage: Eukaryota; Metazoa; Chordata; Mammalia; Carnivora; Otariidae. Gene Ontology annotation, biological process: cell differentiation; regulation of transcription by RNA polymerase II. Gene Ontology annotation, molecular function: DNA-binding transcription factor activity, RNA polymerase II-specific; sequence-specific DNA binding. Gene Ontology annotation, cellular component: nucleus.